Molecule: messenger RNA, 1754 nt
Organism: Cokeromyces recurvatus
Lineage: Eukaryota; Fungi; Mucoromycota; Mucoromycetes; Mucorales; Mucoraceae
Exons: 7
Coding region: 197-1342 (381 amino acids)
Biological process (GO): negative regulation of rDNA heterochromatin formation; negative regulation of silent mating-type cassette heterochromatin formation
Cellular component (GO): Rpd3L-Expanded complex; Rpd3L complex
Source: RefSeq, a predicted model, not a curated record
GAAAUAAGUUCAUUUCUAAUGGCAGAAGGAAACAAAAGAUACCUGAACCUGUUGUUAUGUCAGAGGAAGAAGAGGAAGAAGAAGACGAAGAUGUUGAAGACGAAUCUGUUACUCGAUGCGUUUGUGGCGAAUCACGUAAAACAAACAUGACAACAAAGUGUACAAUAGAAAGAAAUUAACAUUUCUUAUAGAUAGCAUGGGCCUUAUGGUGUGUUGUGAUCAAUGUGAAGUAUGGCAACAUUGUGAAUGUAUGGGAUUAGACGAAGACGAAAUUCCUGAACAAUACUUUUGUGAGCAAUGUAGACCUUCUGAUCAUGUAGAAAUUAAAGGUUACGAUAAUAAAACGCGUAGAUACUACAAACCUUCUAGCACAACUAACUCCUUACCUAAUACAACUGAAAAAUUAACUCAGGCUUCUAUUUCUCUGGAAGAAGUGCUAGCUUUUAGAAAUGCAAUUGAACAAUCAAAAAGUUAUGAUGAGACAUCUAAAUCGACUAAUUCAAAAGCCAAACAUAAUACAAAAGAAAAUCCAACAUUGGAUCGUGAUAUACAACAGCUUCAAGCCACAAAACAAACUCGACCUAAAAGAAGUGAACAUUCCAAGAAAUCAGAUGACCAACAGAAAUCACCUAGAAAUAAUCAUAAAGAAAAAAAGACCCGUCAACGUUCAAACAAUGCCCCACGCCAAUACUGUGCCAAUCAAUUAUUUGAGCAUUUUUCAUCAACCGCCCGUGCCUCUUCUCCUCCUGCUAAAGUUCGUUACCCUUCACAUAAAAUGUCUAUUCAAGAAAUGACCCGACUUGAGAUGGCAAGUGGUAAACGUAAUCAUCGUCUUAUUCAAGAUAAUGAUGAUGAUACUAAUGAAGAAGAUGAUGCAGACGAAUUUAGUCAUCAACAAAAGCGUCGACAAUUAUUAGACGCCCGUAUAAGUGAAGCCAUGACAAAAGCUGCAUUAGAGUUAGAUAAAGAAGAAGAAGAAAAAAAUUUAGCAAUAGCCAAUAACAAAGGUCGUCGACCCACACCUAUCUUAAUACCUGGUCAUAAUAAUAAUAAUGAUACCUUAUCAUCACCUACUUCCUCACUUAGUAGUGCAAAAAAGGGAGUUGCAGAAGAAGUUUUGGAACGAAUAAGAGGGGAAACGAUAGUUGAUAAAAAUGAACAAACGUCAAUAGAGAUUAUGGAUUUACUAACAAAAGAAGUCAUUAUUUUCCAAAGACGAUUUGGUUCCUUUAGUUAUAAUAAUGGUCAUGCCAACAAUCAUAUACAAGAGGAUGAUGAAAGUGAUGGACCUGUUACAAGAAGUAGUAGUCAACAGAAUCGAUAUUUGAUGGAUCGGUGGUAAACUAUUAUUUCAGCUUUAUUAUUUAUAUACUAUAUACGUACGUACAUAUAUCCAUUUCCUUUUUUUUUAUUGUUUUAUUAUUUUUAUUUUAUUUUUUCAUAUCAAUGCACAUAAGCUCUUCAUUUUAUAUAUAUUCUAUAUCCUGUAAGCACAUAAUAAUUCCUUUGUAAGUGUGUUUGUACAUCUAAUAAAAGUUUGCAUCAGGAUUUAUGCCUUCCUUUACUAUUAAAAUAUAAAUACAUGUUUAUUUAUAAUGUAUUCACUUGGGGAUGGCUAGUAGUAUUUAUUUUGUCUUGCUAUUUAAAUAUGUGUAUAUUUGUAUAUUAAUUGACAACAUUCAUGUUUAUCAAAUAGAGUAGAACUACAGCAUUUGAGUUUAAAAUAAUGGAGUGGGAUAGAUAAAUGAUACAAU